Hypomesus transpacificus is the source of this 1218-nucleotide messenger RNA. It is a transcript of the gene eif2b2, whose product is annotated as eukaryotic translation initiation factor 2B, subunit 2 beta. Gene Ontology annotation, biological process: translational initiation. Gene Ontology annotation, cellular component: eukaryotic translation initiation factor 2B complex. Bases 105 to 1172 code for a protein of 355 amino acids. The transcript has 8 exons. Lineage: Eukaryota; Metazoa; Chordata; Actinopteri; Osmeriformes; Osmeridae. Gene Ontology annotation, molecular function: guanyl-nucleotide exchange factor activity; translation initiation factor activity. The record is from RefSeq and is a predicted model, not a curated record.
CUGUAUGUCCGGUUUUCUCAGGUCUGAUGUAAAAGUGAUGAAAGUCUAACCAGAGAGAACUGGUAGCUUUUUGAAGAGUAGAAUUUCUUCUAAAAAACUCAAAUAUGCCCGGACCUGACAAGGAAACAGACCUUACGGAGCGAAUAGAGGCGUUUCUGGCCGAUUUGAAGCGUGGAGGUAGUGGAAUGGGACCUCUCCGUGGCUCAGGGGAAACUGCCCGAGAAACAACAGCCUUGCUUCGCAGAAUAACAGCACAGGCACGAUGGAGCAGUGCAGGCGAUCUGAUGGACAUUCUUCGCAAGGAGGGGAGGAGGAUGACAGCGGCCCAGCCAUCAGAGACCACAGUUGGCAACAUGGUCAGACGGGUGUUGAAAAUCAUCAGGGAAGAGUAUGCCAGGUCUCGAGGCAGCAGUGAGGAAGCUGACCAGCAAGAGUCACUUCACAAGCUGCUCACAUCAGGAGGGCUGAGUGAGGAGAACUUUAGGCAGCAGUUCCCCCCCCUGAAAUCUAACGUCAUUGAGGCCAUCAACGAACUGCUCACAGAGCUUGAGGGCACCACAGACAACAUUGCCAUGCAGGCCCUGGAGCACAUCCACUCCAACGAGGUCAUCAUGACCAUCGGCCGCUCUCGCACCGUGGAGGCCUUCCUCAAAGAUGCCGCGCGCAAACGCAAAUUCCAUGUCAUCGUGGCAGAGUGCGCCCCCUUCUGCCAGGGUCAUGAAAUGGCUACUAGUCUCUCAAAAGCUGGCAUUGAAACAACUGUCAUAGCAGAUGCAGCCAUAUUUGCUGUCAUUUCGCGUGUCAAUAAGGUCAUCAUUGGUACACAGACGGUUCUAGCUAACGGAGGGCUGAGAGCAGUUAAUGGAACCCACACGUUGGCGCUAGCUGCCAAGCACCACUCCACCCCCCUCAUCGUCUGUGCCCCCAUGUUCAAGCUCUCCCCACAGUUUCCAAAUGAAGAGGACACAUUCUACAAGUUUGUCUCCCCACAUGAAGUGCUUCCAUUCACGGAAGGUGAGAUCCUGUCCAAGGUGAACGUGCACUGUCCUGUAUUUGACUACGUUCCACCGGAGCUCAUCACACUGUUCAUCUCCAACAUUGGUGGCAACGCCCCCUCCUACAUCUACCGUCUCAUGAGUGAACUUUACCACCCUGAAGACCACGAACUGUAAUCAGUGUUUAUAAAUAACUAUAAUAAAAAAGGUUGAUGCAAACCUA